This is a messenger RNA of Pieris napi, 1400 nucleotides long. RefSeq names its product all trans-polyprenyl-diphosphate synthase PDSS2-like. Gene Ontology annotation, molecular function: prenyltransferase activity. Bases 27 to 1394 code for a protein of 455 amino acids. Gene Ontology annotation, cellular component: transferase complex; mitochondrion. The record is from RefSeq and is a predicted model, not a curated record. NCBI's taxonomy places the organism in Eukaryota, Metazoa, Arthropoda, Insecta, Lepidoptera, Pieridae. The transcript has 5 exons. Gene Ontology annotation, biological process: ubiquinone biosynthetic process; isoprenoid biosynthetic process.
AAUAACCAUAAAUGUGAGGAGCAAAAAUGUUAUCAAGAAAUCUGUCGUAUUUAAAAUUUGUUUUAAAUUCAGAAAUCAGAUCACAUACGUUUCGAUUAAAUGGUGACUUGUUGAUGUUUAAUUUGUGCUAUCGUGGUUUCAAAUCGUUGACCGUUAACUAUUGGAAUUCGAGCGGAUGUUCUGAAGCAUUCAAACGGACUUUUUUAAUAUGUUGCCGCAAAUGCCACGUGCUUCGAGCCCCUCCAGAACUGGACUGGCGUGACGUAACUACGGAAGCAGAGCAGAUAGUGGGCUAUCCAACCUCCUUCCUCAACCUUAGAUGGCUAUUCAACGAUGAGAUUGCAAACACCGCUAUACAUUUGCGGAAAUUGGUAGGUACGAACCACCCCCUACUGAAAUCGGCGAAAAAUCUCUUGAUCGGAUCUAAAAGCAACCUACAAUCUGUUGGUUUGAUCAUCCUCCUGGUGUCCAAAGCGGCUGGGUUCGACCCUGCACACCAUGCAAUAGAAACCCACGACUGUGGCGUCCUUCAUUCCCAAAGGGCUCUCGCAGAAAUAGUCGAAAUGAAGAGAACAGGACACUUGAUUCAUAAGACUAUGGAGAAUCUUAAGGACCGGCAAAAGUAUGGGGAUAAAUAUCAGGAUUUGCUAUACGGGAACAAAAUUGUUUUGCUAACAGGUGAUUACCUCCUAGCUCGAUGUCUCCAGCACCUCGGUGGUCUGCGUAACAAUGAAGUGACGGAGCUGAUCUCCACUGGUUUAAGGGAUCUAGUAGAAGGAGACUUUAUUGGUGAUCAUGAUGAUGAGCAUAAACCGUUGCCAACAAAGCCCAAAGCGAGCAACGAAAUCAUAGAGAACUAUGAUUGGGAAAGUGAAGAGAAUCUUGCCAAACUUGGCUCCAAUACAUACCUUGGCCAAGGUAAAGACGAGUGGUUGGUACGCACUAUGCUUACCUCUGGAAGCUUACUCGGCAAGGGUUGUCAAGGGGCAAUGAAACUCGCAAAUAAGGGCAAGAAAUUUGAACGAGACGCCUACAAACUUGGCGGACAUUUGGCCAUAAUGUGGCAACUCUAUCUAGACAUAAAAGACUUUUUUACACAUCCAUAUUCAUACUCCUUGGUUGGCGCGCCAGUCACUAUUGCCUUAUGGGAAUAUCCAUCGAUUUAUGGGCAUAUUUGGACAUCUAAAAUGGAAAAGAAACCCAUAGAGCUUAAGCAGUUAUAUUACGCGGUGCGUGCUACGAGAUCUAUGGAAUAUAUUUCAACGUUAUUGGAUGAAGAAUUAGCGGCAGUUAUGAAAUAUAGCGCCAAGUUUCCGGUUGAAGAUGCAAGAUCGGCAUUGCAAAAGAUGGCGUUGACUGUCCAUGGUGAAACUUUGCAGUAUAUGGAAAAAUAAUUGGAU